Molecule: messenger RNA, 988 nt
Organism: Anastrepha obliqua
Lineage: Eukaryota; Metazoa; Arthropoda; Insecta; Diptera; Tephritidae
Gene: Arc2
Product: activity-regulated cytoskeleton associated protein 2
Exons: 1
Coding region: 131-745 (204 amino acids)
Source: RefSeq, a predicted model, not a curated record
CUGAGCCAACGCGAGUUGGCAGAGCUUUUCGCUUCGUCCCCAAAGCAUAACACCCAGUCGCCUUUUGACUGUUGCACUGCCAGCUAAUAAUUCGUGGCAUUCUCCUUUGAACUUUGUAAUUUUCACAAAAAUGUCGACUGGUCGCAUGUCCGAUGAGCAAUUCGCAAAAUUACUCGAAACAAUACGCGCAUUAGGUCCACAACACACCGAGCAGCAACAAAAACAACCGAUUGGCAAAUCAAAGAGUAGUUUUAGCAAUUGCAGUGUCAGUUUUUAUGGCCAGCGGGACAAUGAUGCCGUCGAAGAGUUUAUCAACGCAAUUGAGACAUACAAGGAUAUGGAAGAUAUCAGCGAUCAAGAUGCACUAAAAGGUUUGCCACUUCUCUUUCAUGGCAUUGCUUCAACAUGGUGGAAGGGUGUGCGUCGUGAUGCCAAGUCAUGGCAAGAUGCUCUGACACUGCUGCGUGAUCACUUUUCGCCUACGAAACCACCUUAUCAAAUAUAUGUGGAAAUUUUUGAGUCAAAACAAUCAGGCAACACACCGAUUGACACUUUUGUGUGCCAGAAGCGCGCUCUGAUAGCCAAACUGCCGGAGGGGCGGCACGAUGUGGAAACUGAACUAGAUUUUGUUUAUGGUCUGUUGGACUCUAAAUAUCAGCAGCAAAUACCACGGCAUACGGUCAAAACAUAUAGGGAACUGUUGGAGAAAGGACGAAACGUGGAGCGGCACAGCAGGAGACAGUGAAGCGGAACGUGCAGAGUGUGGGUGACCUAGUGCUAGUUGUGUUCAGUUGUGUUAUUAUAAUAAUAAAAGUGUACAUACAUAAAUAUUAUAUUAAGGAUAUAUGUGCAUAUGGAUGUGUGUGUUUAUAUGCGUGCACACAAAUCUGUGUAGAUUUAUAAGUUCCUAUUCCUACGUUUAAUAAGUUGUUUAUUGAAUAAACAAACAAUAACAAAAAAUUAAUUGGGGCAUCCCCAAAUGUUGAAA